Chlamydomonas reinhardtii is the source of this 6103-nucleotide messenger RNA. RefSeq lists its product as uncharacterized. The coding region runs from base 537 to 5180 and encodes 1547 amino acids. The record is from RefSeq and is a predicted model, not a curated record. Gene Ontology annotation, molecular function: flavin adenine dinucleotide binding; NADP binding; N,N-dimethylaniline monooxygenase activity. Lineage: Eukaryota; Viridiplantae; Chlorophyta; Chlorophyceae; Chlamydomonadales; Chlamydomonadaceae. The transcript has 12 exons.
GGCACACCCUCGUGUCACGCUGCGGCGUUCAGCCUAUCACACGGCGCGCGCGGCCAAAUAAAGGCGUGCAGCUGUGUCCAGGGGAGGCUCCUCCCCUGGCUGUGUCCCUUGAGGCAUAAAUGCUGCUGUAGACUGUACGUAAGAUACAGUACCGUGUACAUUCUGCAUGAAAUUACCCUUCAGACGCCCAUAUCGCAAACUUCAGUGCCCACACCUGCAUCUAUCACACGACACGACACCCGCUGGCUGCUUCUUGUCACUGGCUGUCAUCGCCGGAGCCCCGACAGCGCAUUGCGCGCUGCUCUCAGAAAGUAGCAACGACAGAUGCCAUAGCCGCACAAGUGGGGGCCUGCGGAUCGGUGCACAGGUGCAUGAUGCAUCGAGUCUUUCCACUUUACACAGGUUUGGACCGCGACAUAGGCCAUGCAAGUGGCAUAAGUAUAGCCACACAUAAUAUUUGACAGGCACGGCCAUGCUACUUGAACCUGUACAUCAACUCCAAUGCGCUGCUCACGCUCACUCCUGAAAGCCGCAAUAUGACGCUUUUAAGCGCACGUACCUUCGGCCCUGCAAAACAAACUGGCGCUGAGCUCGCCAGGCACCCGGCUCCCCAGCUGGUUCACGGCCCUUGUGCCCGGCAUCGGCCCUGGGCCCUCGGUGCUCGCCUAUCCCUCGCGCGGCCGGCCGUAGCCUCUCCCCAUGCCGCAGCAGACGCCUAUAUUGAUGAGUAUAAGCUCGCGGGACUUGAUCUCGCGGAUGAGGCGCAGCAGCAGCUGCGAUCCUGGUAUCUACAGGAGCUGCUGCGCCAGGAGGAACAGCGGCAGCAGCAACUGCUGGCUGCAAUGACUCCACCGGCCACGGCUGCUGCUACUGCUGCUGCUGCUGCUGCUGCUGAAGGCGUGACAGGUCCAAGGAUGAAGGAGCUUCCCGCGGCUCCUGUGAGCUCCAGGACCACCAAUGCCAAGGUCACCCUCCUGUAUGACCUGGAAGCAAUCAAGCCCUUCACGCAACAAGCCCCGUCAGCCGCCCCCUCCCUCUCUGACACCGCCUCGCAUGCUGAUACCCCAGCCAGCGCUAGCGCCGCCGCCGCUGCCAGCUCCAGGGGCGGCGGCGCCGGCAGUGCUCGCGGCGGCGGCCAGUCCCGCCUGGCGGCGGCUGGUCUGGUGCCCAGCUCCUCACCAGACCUGGUGGCCGCCCUGGACCAGCUGGUCCGGACGCUGGCCGAGUACGGUGCCGUACACGCGGUGCAUCUGUUCCUGCGGGAGAGCACACUGGCCAAGGCGCCGGCGCUGAGGAAGCAGGUGCAGCAGCUGUGCACCUGGGUGGAGCCCGAGGAGCUGCUGGCGGGGGCAGCAGACCCGCCCGCAGCAGCGCGUGGAGCCGCCAGCCGCCGCCCCCCUAGCACCUCCCCCUCCUCCUCCUCCUCCUCCUCCUCCCUGAGGACAAGCACCACCAGCACCAGCAGCAGCGGCAGCACCAGCAGCAGCAGCGGCGGCGCUGCCGCCGCAGCUGCCCCCGCCACGCCCCACGACUGCCCGCUCUGCCGCACCUGCUGCGCCACCCGGCUGGACCUGCUGUCCCACUUCGCCACCACACACCAGGCCCCGGUGCUGGCCGCCACAGCCGCCGCUGACCCACGGGCCCGCAUCAUGUGGACGCGGGGGCGGCCGCUCAGCCUGACGCUGCCGCAGCCCAUGGAGGCGGCGGAGGCGGGGGCGGGGCAGGCGGGCGCGGGGCAGGCGGGCGCGGCGGCUGGGCAGCAGCUGCAAGUCAGCCCACAGGACUUUGUGUUUGCCCGCGAGGCACUGCAGCGCGGCCGCUACCUCGACCCCCUACUGGCCGCAGCACCGCCCACCACCCUCAGCAUAGCUGCCGAUCAGCUACAGCCACCGACACAGGCACAGCACGGCCCGCUACAGCCACAGCACGGCCCGCUACAGCCCAGUCCGCAGCACCGGCUGCAGCAGCACCGGCCGCAGCAGCGACCGCAGCAGGAGCAGCAGCAGCAGGCGGUGAGCCCGGAUGAGGCUCUGGGCGGGCCGGGUCUGUUUCUACACGUGCUGCCGGCCGGGCAGCCGGGGUCGGCGCUGCCUGGAGCCCUGAUGCGAGUGGCGCAGCGGCUGGCGCAGCAGGCGGAGGCGGAGGCGGAGACACUGCUGCCGGCCGCCGCCGCCGCGGGGCAGGCGCCGCGGCGGGGGCGGGGCGCGCUCUUGCGCGGGCGCGGCGCGGGGCGGCGCCUGGCGAUGGCGGAGGCGGCGGCAGCGGGCGCGGGGCCGCCGCGGUACCUGUGUGUCGUGAGUGACGGCGAGGAGCUGGACCAGGCUGUGGCGUCACUCAAGCGCCCGGGUGUGGGUGUGAUCGCGGUCACUCGCACAACGCGUGUGCCGUCCGCGACCGCCACUCUCAGGUGGUGGGCGGUGCAGGGCGGCGAGUAUCGCUUGCGUCGGAAGCAGCUGGACAACUCCUCGAAAGCGGGAAAGGCCCGUCAGUUCUACAUGAUUGCUCCAAAGCUCCUGAAACCAUCGCCGCCACGACUGCAUGCACGCUCGGCGCGAGUUUGUGUGACUGCACAAAUGCGCAAGUAUGAACUCAAGCCGGUCGCGGCUGCCAAGAGCGUGGCGAUCAUCGGUGCAGGCCUAUCCGGCCUCGUGGCGGCAAAGAGCGCAUUGGAGGCUGGCAUGCUGCCAACGCUCUUCGACCGGCGCGGGUCAAUCGGUGGCAUGUGGAGCACGGAGCGCUCGGGCAUGUAUGACUCUCUGCACACGAACGUGUCGCGCUACUCGUGUGUGUUUUCGGACUUCCCCUGGCCCGAGGGCGCGCCGGACUUCCCCACCCCUGGCGAGCUAGGGGCCUACCUGUCCGCCUACCGCUCCACCUUCCUGCCCCCCGACAAGUGCCCCGCACAAGUGGGCGUCGAGGUCCUGAGAGUGGAGCCCGCCGGCUCCCCUGGCGGCGACGGCGGCGGCACGGGUGCCAAGACAGGCUGGCGUGUACAGUGGCGGCCCUUGUCCCCCGACGCAGACGGCAGCCCUUCCCCCAGCACCUGCGGCCACGACACACACGACAAACAGGAGCAGCCGCCAAUCCAGAGCGCGGAGUUUGACGCCGUCAUCAUCGCAUCCGGCUACGCAGCGGUCCCAGCGGUUCCCGACAUCCCCGGACUCGAGGCCUUCGCGGGCAAGGUGGUCCACAGCCUGCACUACAAGAACCCACACGAAUUUGCCGGGCUCCGUGUGGCUGUCAUCGGCGCAGGGCACAGCGCCCUCGACAUUGCCUCAGACCUGGCGCUAGCCAGCGCCGCCUGUGCGCCGCCUUCUGCGGCGGCGGAGGCGGAGGCGGCUCCGGCGGCGGCUGUAGGCCCAGCGGGUGUGGUGCACGUGUUCCCGCGGCCCAUGUGGGUCACGCCGCGCUACCUGCCCGACAGCAGCGCCGCCGCCGCCGCCGCCGCGAGUGGCACCGCCGCCGCCGCCGUCGCGCCGCCGCCCGCCUUCCUGCCGCUUGACAUGCAGUUCUACCGGCGUUCGCGCCGGGCGGGUCCGGAGGAGGUGGCCGUGCCCAAUGCGGCGCAGCGGCAGAAGGGCAACGGCUUCUGGGCCAGCAUGUGCGGCGACCAGGGCGCCCUCAUCUCGCCGCUACACGCCAUCGCUGCCGACACCACCGAGCCCCCUGUCAUUGGCAUCUGCGACUCCUACGUCCCCCUCGCCGCCACGGGCGCCAUGCACCUCCGCUGCGCCCGCCUCCUCCGCAUCACCGGCCCCUCCACACUCGAGCUGUCAGACGGCGGUCCGCCGCUGUCCGACAUAGACGCACUCGUACUGGCAACGGGCAUAAAGCCGGAUCUGUCGUACCUGCCGCAUGACGUACUGGAGAAACUGUCGUACACGCCGGACGACAACUACCUGCCGGUGGCGGCGCACCGCGGCGUGACGCACCCAGACGUGCCGGGCCUGGCGUGUGUGGGCAUGUACCGCGGCACGUACUUCGGAGCCGUGGAGCUGCAGGCGCGGCUGGCGGCGGCGACGCUGUCAGGCCGGGCCCCGCCGGAGCCGGAGGAGGUGGUGCGGGCGGGUGUGGCCGCUGAGCUGGCAAUCCGGGAGCAGACCCCGCGGCCAGUGCUGCCGCACGGUGACUAUGUGGGUCACACUGGCGGCAUGGCGGCGGCUCUGGGGGUGCUGCCAGACGCCGCCUGGCGUGCCGCACACGACCAAGUGGUGCCAGGCGACUUCGGCCUCGUGCCGCCAUCCUGGGAGCAGCAGGAGCAGCAGGCGGGCACGCAGGCCGCGAUGGUAAAGGACGCGGCAGCAGCCGCGGAGGCAGCAAUGGUGGCAGCGGUAAAGGAGGCCCCUGCCGGGGGGGAGCAAGGAGGAGGCGAGCCGGCGGGACACGUGGUUGUGGCUGGCCGGCCGGCGGCGGCGUACGCGGCCGCGGCGGCGGCGGUGGCUGAGAGUCACGCCUCCCUGGCGCGCUUUGCCGGGGGUCGCAUGGUGGCUCGGGCCGUGUUUUACGCCCUGGCGGGCAACUGGCGUCUGCGCCGCACCCUAGUCAGCCGGAUGGAGAGCUCGCCCUCCGGCGUGGUGACAGGCGCGGCCUCCUUCCUGCCCAAGCGCCCUGAUGCUGACGCCGCUGCCAACGGCAGCGGCAGUAGCAACGGUAGUAGCGGCGGCAGUAGCAGCGGCGGCGGCAGUAGCCGUGUCCGGUUGGGUUCGAUGCCGUUCCAGUACCUGUACCGGGAGCAGGGUCAGUUCGCAAUCCAGGGCAGCGGCAGUAGCAGCGGCAGUAGCAGCGGCAGCGGCGGCAUCAGCAGUGGUGGCGCCGUGAUGCGUGUGAGCAAGGAGUAUGUGUACCGGUACGACAGUCCGUCAGACCGGCUGGACGUGUUUUUUGCGGAUGCGCACGGCGUGCCCGGCGGCUUCUUCCACUCCCUCCGCUUCCUGGCCCCUGCGGAGGGCGCCCCCGGCCCGCAGCACUUCCAGCGGGAGGAGGAGCCAGCCGCCGACGACGCCGCCGACGACAGCGGUUGUUGGCGGGCGGUUGGUGAGCACCUGUGUGUACGGGACAUGUACUACAGCUCGUACCGGUUCUGGUUCCAGGGCGUGCAUCUGAAGAAGUUCCAGAUCCAGUUUGUAGUGCAGGGCCCCAACAAGGACUACACCUCCACAGCCACCUACACGCGGCAGUGAUGGGUGGGGGGUGGAGGGAGUAGGAGAUGAGGGAGGCGGAAGAAGUUGAGGCGUUGGCGACGCGGGGUGCUGCAUGCACUGCUGCAGUAGUGGGGUAAUGGAGAGACACGUGCGGCACACGGAUGCAUGGUAAUGGGCAGCGCAGGGCGCUGGCGCUCAGGGGUGCCUUGAGGGGUGCUCACGCUUGUGAAUUGUGACCUUUUCGGAUGUGACUUGCACAUUAGUGUCGUAAAUGGAAUGCAGAUUGGGCACUGUGGUUCGCAUGGCGCAUGAAGGCUUACGUAGGAUUGUUGAGUGAGCGAAACCAACCGCGCUACCUAGAUAUGUAUAUAUAUAUAUUGUGUACUUCAUAACUCCGCCAUCCGCUCUGGUCUACGUACGCAUUAGUUUCCACACCACUCGUCAUUAACUCCCUGGUGGUGCACCGCGUGAAGUGCACAGAGUCACAGAGUGCACGUUGUGGCGCCCUGCGGGCUAGCAGCAUCUCCGGCCUGUAUCUGUGAUUGACGGCCGCGUGCGGGCCUGUAACCGGGUAGGGCGGGUUACGGACCAGUCUGCAUACAGUCUGUGAGGCUGUCGUGCGCCUACAGCGCCACUAGCUUUGGCCAGGACCAUGGAGCAUGGGGAGUGAUGAGUUCGGUGUGUGUGAGUGUGUGUGUGUGUGUGUGUGUGUGCACCAUUCCCACACUUUCCCAGCGCAGCAAGGAACCAGAGCGGUGCCGGGCGGGCCCAACGAUUAGGCCCCAAAACUUCAUUGAGUUGGUCACGAGGCAUGAGGGUCACGAGCGUCUGCGUGACGCAAAGGCAGGGAUUGAAUGAUUGUGGUCGAACCCGCGUCCCAACAGUCAUCAGCACCAAAGCCAUUGCAACUCUUCCUCCCCCGUACCGCAGCCGACAAUCACCGCCUGUAAGGCUGUAACCAU